UGCCAUCCAUGCCUUAACAGAGAGUAGAGUAGAACGAGCACGCGAACGGGAUCUGCCGCUCGCUAGGGUUUCGUUUCGUCCAAUCUCUUCCUCUCGUCCCGCUCCACCUCGCAUCCCUAACCCUACCCUAAGCCUCGCUCGCCCCCGAAUCCCGCGGCGGCCAUGGCGGCGGAAGCGCCACCGUCGUCGUCCUCGGCCCCGCGCCCGCCGGCCGCUGCCGGCCCUGGCUCCGGCGGCGGGGCGGCGUCCCCGGAGUCGUACCUCGGGAGCCUCAUCAGCCUGACCUCCAAGAGCGAGAUCAGGUACGAGGGCGUCCUCUACAACAUCAACACCGAGGAGUCCAGCAUCGGCUUGCGCAAUGUGCGAUCAUUUGGAACUGAAGGGCGGAAGAAAGAUGGAAUGCAAAUUCCUGCUAGCGACAAAGUUUACGAGUACAUCCUCUUCCGAGGAAGUGAUAUCAAGGAUUUGCAAGUUAAGUCAUCACCACCACCGCCACAACCAGCUUCCCUGCACAGUGAUCCUGCCAUAAUCCAGUCACAUUAUUCUCAACCAACAUCAACUUCUUCAAGUUUGCCUUCAGCUGGAGGUGCAGUUUUACCGGACCUCAGCUCCCAGGCAGCUCAAUAUGGGCUUCAGAGGCCAAAUUUUCAGAGUAACGUUACUCUAUAUCAACCUGGGAGUGCUCCAUGGGGUUCUCCGGUGAUGCCUCAAACUGGAAAUCCUCCAACACUUUCAGUUCCCUCAAUGUACUGGCAAGGUUACUAUGCACCUUCAAGUGGGCUUCCACCUCAUUUGCAGCAACCUCCUUUGCUUCAGCCCACACCAGGAUUAUCAGUUCCACAGAAUCUCCAAUAUCCAGGAAUUAAUCCUUCUUUACCAUCUGGGCUUCAAAAACUGUCAGAACUCCAACCCUCAUUGAUGCAACCACCUGUUACUAGUCAAGGUCCUUCGUCAGGUAUCCUGCCUGCUACAACAGCUCCUGCUUCUGCUUCCUUAUUAGCUCCAGAAAGUUCAAAGCCUCUGCUACCAAACAUGGGAUCGAUGUUUACUAUGGCAUCUCUUGGUGCCACUUUUCCUUUUGCAAGCCAUCCAACUUCCAUGGCUGAAACUAGUGCAACAGUGUCACAGCACUUAACUGAUCUUGGUAACAGCAAGGCAGCUCUUCUAGGCUCAACACUGGCAUACCAAACAGUAUCUCAGUCAGUUUCUUCGACUGUUGCCACAUCUAGCUCAGCCCAAGUUGAGAUGCCUAUGCCUUUGUUGGCUCCAUCAGGUCAAUUAUUGCAGAACACGACAUCCAUGCUUUCAUCCUCACAAUCCAUGCAGACACCUGUACAGUUGGGCAGCAAAGAAGUCAAGUCAGUUGAGCCUAAGGCUAAGGUUGCAGAACCAUUGCUACCUGACCCUUUGCUACCCUAUCCACCAUCACGUGGUCCGCCUGAAAAUAAGGAGCCUAUACUACCAUUCCCGAAACGGACACCUCAAAAGUACAAUGGAUCUGGUUCGCACAACCAUCACAACUUUAGGGGCCGUGGAAGGGGUAGAGGGAGUGUGUUUUCACAGUCUGUAACAGCAUUUACUGAAGAAUUUGAUUUCACGGCCAUGAAUGAGAAGUUUAACAAAGAUGAAGUCUGGGGUCAUCUUGGUAAGAAAUCCCAGUCAAGGGAUAACGAUGGUGAGCUGGGAGAUGAUGUGUUUGAUGAAGACCUGGAUGUUGAGGAAACAGACAACCCAGAGUUGGCUGUCAAGCCUGUUUAUGUCAAGGACGACUUUUUUGAUUCCCUUUCUAGUGGAAUAUUUGGGCGUGGAGGGCCAAAUGGAAGGGGCAGAUUUUCAGAACGGCGGAGAGUAGACACAGAGACAUUUGGUGAUUUUCCAAGGCAUCGACAGCCCUAUCGUGGUGGCACCAGUGGUUAUCGUGGUGGCACCAGUGGUUAUCGUGGUGGUGGUCGUUCCCGUGGUUCGUACUAUGGUGGCAGAGGCUAUGGAAACAUGGGGAUGGGCGGCCCUGGAAAUUCUUAUCCUCACCGUGGGCCGUAUGGGAGAGAUUGAUUGUAGCAGACGUGCUGUCAGCCAUACCUGCGGGUGUUGUAGUUUUUACCAUAUGCAAAAUGCAUCUUACUUUUCUACAAAUAAAGUGAACUUACCUUGUCAUUUGCAUGCACCUUGCCUAGACAUGGCCAGUAGCGUUUGGUCAUCGAUGUGGUUUAUACUCAGCAUUUUGUAGGAGUUACAAGUAGAUGAGCAACUGAUGCUUUGACGUAUAAGCUUGUGGCCCUUGUUGUGUACCAUGCGUUUGAGAUUUAGCUGUACAGGCCAAUCUCGAUUCGGGUGCACAAUGCUGGGUGUAACUCAGUAACUUUACCUCUUUUCAGAUUAGCUGUGUUGUCUGUUUUGUAUCGGUGAUAGUGUAACUUGAAUUUCACUGCUUACCAGAAGUCUUAAAUUGUAUCA
Phragmites australis (common reed) is the source of this 2454-nucleotide messenger RNA. Its product is annotated as protein decapping 5-like. Gene Ontology annotation, biological process: cytoplasmic stress granule assembly; P-body assembly. Gene Ontology annotation, molecular function: mRNA binding. The transcript has 8 exons. The record is from RefSeq and is a predicted model, not a curated record. Gene Ontology annotation, cellular component: P-body. NCBI's taxonomy places the organism in Eukaryota, Viridiplantae, Streptophyta, Magnoliopsida, Poales, Poaceae. Bases 163 to 2052 code for a protein of 629 amino acids.